Messenger RNA from Myxocyprinus asiaticus (Chinese sucker), 2409 nucleotides. It is a transcript of the gene hyal3, whose product is annotated as hyaluronidase 3. Gene Ontology annotation, molecular function: hyalurononglucosaminidase activity. Gene Ontology annotation, cellular component: acrosomal vesicle. The transcript has 4 exons. The record is from RefSeq and is a predicted model, not a curated record. NCBI's taxonomy places the organism in Eukaryota, Metazoa, Chordata, Actinopteri, Cypriniformes, Catostomidae. Gene Ontology annotation, biological process: carbohydrate metabolic process; hyaluronan catabolic process. Bases 678 to 1964 code for a protein of 428 amino acids.
AUUCUUUAUUUUAAUGGUCAGCAACUGACUGAUACUGAACAUACAGUACUGAUGUUUAUUAAGCUAUCUAUUGUAUUUUUAUUUAUUCUUUAUUUUCUCAGUGUUCAUUUCUAGAAUUUGUUAACAAUGUAUAAUAAUAAUGUCCAAUAUUCUUUGAUAAAAAUAUUUAAGAAAGCAGCCUUCUGAGUACCUUUGCAUAGUCAUAUCAGUGCACAAUCCAGAUAGAAAAGGUCUGUUUUCUUUCCAGCUCAAAAAUUUGCUAUAUCGGCCACCAUAUCGGUAAUCUGUGAAUUUUCCCCCUCUAAAAUCGGUAUCGGUCUCAAAAAUCCCAUAUUGUUCGGGCUCUAGUCUCCAUAUUAGGGCCUGCAAACAACAUUAUAGCACAACCUCUCUAAAGCCCACACACUUCAUCAGCAUUUCACACUUGCUAAAGACACAAAAAAAGCUGUUGAAAGCCGUCUUGUUUAAUUACUGAUCUGGAACCAGCUUCUCCCCACAAAAACAAUUUGUAACAAAUACAAGAGAACUGGCUGAACUGAUUCCAUAUAUGUGUUAAAUAGAACUUUUUCAUCAUCCCUCUACUUUGGUCUCUUGUUUCCUGAUUUUAACGCUCAGCUGCAUGAGAGCCAGUUUUGAAAUGGUUAACUGGCAGUUCGGUCUGUCUGAAUUCUGCAGGCAUGCUUUUUGGAUACUUUAUACCCCAUCCCAUCCUCACCUUAGCCCUGUCAGUCAUUUUGCCCCCCAGCUACCCAUCUCAAAAUAUAGUGAAGGGGGUGGAGUCUGUUUUGGGGCAGAAAAGCUUUUCAGUGAUCUGGAAUAUGCCUACAGCUCGGUGUCAGCGUCGAUAUGGAGUCUCCUUGCCCUUGCGCCAGUACAACAUUAUACAUAACUCAGAGCAGAGGUUUCUCGGUCAGAAUAUCAACAUAUUCUAUCACCGCCGUCUGGGCCUCUACCCCUAUAUCAACCGUCAAGGGUCGAAGGUCAAUGGUGGACUGCCUCAACAUGGAAACCUGAAGGCUCAUCUUUUAUUGGCAGAGGCACAGAUCAAUGAUGUCUUGCAGCAGACAUUCAGUGGAUUAGCUGUGAUAGAUUGGGAGGCGUGGCAACCCACAUGGAUGUGGAACUUCGGGACAAGAAUGGUAUAUCGGAAACUUUCUAAGCAGUUGGUUAGGUGGGAACAUCCAGAGAUGCUGGAGAAGGAAGUGAAAUUAAAGGCGAAGGAAGAGUUUGAAUCAGCAGCAAGAGAUUUUAUGGGAGAAACUCUUCGCCUUGGAGUUCAUCUUUGUCCUAAGGGAUUAUGGGGGUUUUAUGGGUUUCCCAGUUGCUUUAACAACAAUGUCCAGGGAAAGAGUGGCUACACAGGGCAGUGCCAUAAUGGCACAGAGAAGUUGAAUGACAAACUGGCAGUGCUAUGGCAACAGUCCACUGCCCUGUAUCCGAGCAUUUAUGUGUGGCGUAAGCUGGCUGGACACACUCAUGUUCAACUCAUGGUGAGACACCGUAUACUAGAGGCCCUCCGAGUGGCAUCCCAACACUCAUCUGGCACUGCAGCACUCCCUGUUUUCCCUUAUGCCCGAGUGGCAUUCACACACACCUUGAUGUUCUUGAAUCAGACGGAUUUGGAGCACACACUAGGUGAGAGUGCUGCUUUAGGUGCAGCUGGAGUUGUGUUGUGGGGUGAGCUGAGUUUCGCCAAAUCCAAGCGGCAGUGUACGUUCUUGCGUGAGUACGUCACCUCAGUAUUAGGGGAGUAUGCUGCUGCUCUGCAGGCUGGUGUGAGGCACUGCAGUGAGAAAAUUUGUAACUCCCAAGGACGCUGUGCUCGACGGGACCCUCACUCGGGUCACAUGAUCCCUCUAUAUGACUCCUAUGAAGCUGACCAUCUCAAUGACAUAAGAUCAAAUUUCAAGUGUGUGUGUUAUGAAGGAUGGAGUGGAGAGCAGUGCGAGAAAACAAGUACCUGAGAACAGAGGUGUCCGAAAUGUGUGUUUCUGUUGUUUUUAUUUCUCUUUUUAUUAUGAAACAAACUGGUAACACUACACAAUAAGUUUCCAUUUGUUAACAAUAGUUAACAUGAACUAACAAUCAACAAUACUUUUACAGCAUUUAUUAAUCUUGGUUAAUGAUAAUUUCAACAUAGUAAUACAUUUUUAAAAUCAGUUGUAUAUGUUAACAUUAUUUAAUGCAUUAUGAACUAACAUUAACAAAGAUUAAUAAAUGCUGUAAAAAUAUAUUUUUCAUUGUUAGUUCAUGAUACCUAAUGCAUUAACUAAUGUUAACAAAUGGAAAGUGUUACCAGCACACUGACUAAAAUUGUUUCUGAUUCAACCAAGAAUGACCAAAUAAAUGUUAAAAGUCCUGUAACCAGAAUGCAAGCACUUUUUCAUUUAUAAAUCAUUUCACUCUUUA